CCAAUGAGAGCCCGAGGGGGGCGUGGCCUAAGGCGGAAGAUGGCGGCGUGGGCAAGGAUCGGGGCCCUGAGCGGAGCCGCAGCCAUGGCGGCCGCGGCCUAUGGGUCACAUGGCUUCCGCCGCAGUGACCGCGAUGAGUACCAGAAAGAGCUCUAUGACGUCGCCAACAGACACCAUCUCCUGCACAGUUUGGCUCUUUUGGGGGUUCCCCAUUGCCGGAGGCCCAACCUGGCCGGCUCCCUCCUGACCUUCGGCCUCAGCCUCUUCUGCCUCCCCCUUUACUACAAUGGGGUCAGUGGAGACCCUGCCCUGAACAGAGCAGCCCCCAUAGGAGGGACCCUCCUCAUCCUCGGCUGGGCGGCCAUGGCCCUAUGAGACCCGCGAGCCGCUAUGGGCAUCACAUGACCCGCUAUGGGGCGCUAUGGGCAUCACCUG
Melopsittacus undulatus (budgerigar) is the source of this 435-nucleotide messenger RNA. It is a transcript of the gene TMEM256, whose product is annotated as transmembrane protein 256. The transcript is spliced from 4 exons. Bases 4 to 375 code for a protein of 123 amino acids. Gene Ontology annotation, cellular component: membrane. The record is from RefSeq and is a predicted model, not a curated record. Lineage: Eukaryota; Metazoa; Chordata; Aves; Psittaciformes; Psittaculidae.